AGGAAGAUGUGGCGGCCAUGAGAGCGGAUCGAGGACUUGUCCAAAGCUGCUGAUGUGAUUCUUGUGGGUUCGUUGUUUUGAACGAGCUGACACGUUGUGUCAUGUGAGGCGGCUGGACUCGUGGUCGCUGCUCACUCUCGGUGAUUACGGUUAUUUCUAUGUGUGUUGUAUUGUGUUGAUAUAUUUGUUGGAUCGGGGGAUGUGAUGUGGGGCCGUCGAUCUGGAUUGUCGGUGAAGUCCCUCCCUGGUAAUGUAGCUCGGGGCUGUUGCUCUGGUGGAGCUGUCACUGAGGGUGUUGCUGUGUGAACGAUGCCCGAGCCAUGUCUGAUGUUGAGGCCACGUACGCAGACUUCAUCGCCUCUGGCAGGACAGGACGAAGGAACGCCAUGCACGACAUCCUACAGAGUCCCACCGACCCAGAGGGACGAGAGCUGCCCCUCACCCUGUCUCUGUCCCAGAUGCACAUCAACGCAGGAGGGGGAGAAGGAGACGACCUGGAGGACAGCCAGAGCUCCUCCUCGGCACAUCGGGAGGCUGAGCAGAGGAACAGCUAACCCACAUGUGUGAUGCGUGUGGCUACGUACGUGUGAUGAAUCCGUUUGUCUAAAGUGGGCGGGUAGCCACAGGGUAGCACCACCGCUGCUGAGGUGCCUAUAAGCAGGGCACUGACAAACUCUCAUGUCCCUGUGGCUCAGCUGUGCAGUAGAAUAACAGACUGAUGUGUGAGAUGUAGCUCCUGUAGAGCUCAUCUUCAGUCUUAGUUACUAAACACAGGGUUCAGAUGACUGGAAAGAAACCAGAAAGAGAUCCUGUGUGAGUUUUGUAAUAGUGUAAGCAAUUUGUGAGACCACUGAGACGUGCUGAUGUAAUGGGUCACAGUGGGAGUAGCAUGUUUGUAGAGCUUGUGAGGCUGAUAGAGAUUAUAUUGCCAGUUAAUGGCUUGUGCUUCUUUUAAAUUGACAAUACUGUAGAGGGAGUAGAGCUGGAAAACCACAUGAACAAAUACUCUGAGGUCUGGUUACUGAAAGGUGUAACUGUGUUUGCUGGUUUUGUAGAAAGUGUUUGAUGAACAAUUUUUCGGAUGUGUGCUGCAUGGGACACUGGAAUAUUCUGUAGGAAGCAGCAGAGUGUAUCAGUUGGAAGGAAGGUGGUGUGAUACCAACCACAUACAGUUAGAAAAGGAGACAUGUUCCAGUGGUUAAAAGAGGAAGGGUGAUGUUGGAUUACUGUAUCUUUUAAAAUACUUUUGUACUCGUCUAAUAACACUAUUAUAAUCACAACCUUAAAGCUGAGAAUUAGAAGAUUAACACCACUCUCAUUUCAGUAAAUUAAACAUGUAGCAGGAGUGGGAGGGCAAGUUUAGCUUAGCAUACAGUACGGAAACAGCUAGCCUAGCUUUAUCCUAAGGCAACAAAAUCCAUCUGCACCUUUAAAAUGAUCUAAGUAGCAUUGUAGUAUCAGUUUGUGAAAUUUAAAAUGAUUGUUUAAUUCACAUAAAAUUUUGCCGUUUGUGCAAUUCUUUUGACUUAAUUACACAAAUGAGAAACAAUAAGUUAAGUUUUAGAGCCUAAAAGGUACCGCUAGGCUACAUUUGCUAUAUGUGAAUGGGGCCAAGCUAGUGGUCUUUCUGCUUAACUAUGAUCAAAGCUGUAAAGGUCUGGGUCUGCUGAUUUGUUUUACUCAUAUCUAAAUUCGGUUAAUGAUUUUGUUACAUUGGUUAUCCAUUUGAUUGGAUAACAAAGCAGCAGUUUUUUAAGGAACAGUAAUUAGACCACAGAUUGGCUAAAUAUGUCCAACUAUUCACCAUUAAUGUACUUUAGCCUCAUUAUACAGGAGAAAUACUGUUGUUUUUCUUUUUUACAUGACAAAAUGGUACAUGAGCUAGCAAGCUACUUAGCUAAACUUAGCUGACUGGCUGUCUGCUCCUGCUAUAUGAUCAGUACACACAUGUUAGAGUGGUAUUCAUCUUCUCAUCUCAAUGCAGCAAAGUGAGUCUCCCAAAAUGUCAAACUAUUCCUUAAAUGUAGAUAUGCAAUACUCAGUGGAGCUUCCAGUACGUGUUACAUGUUUGUGUAAAGGUUUCUGCCUCUGACACGCAGGCUGAGCUACCUCCUGCAACUUCGUGUUAUGAUGGAUACAUCCCAUAAUCAUCAUCCAUAACGACCAUCAUGCAUGCAUCUUACGAGCUGUAUUUAGUCAUUUUUCGUCCCCGUUUUUACGAAGUGUAAUCUUACUGAAAGACUGCAGCUUGACUGUGUAUCUUUCGUAUUCAUGCUGAUAAUAUUAAAGUAAAUAUAGCUCCUUUUUAUAUAAUACUCGUUCCGUCAGGUUUUCAAAUUGUAAACUGCCAUGUGACUGUAUAGUAACUCACUCGCACUACACUAACUACACUGUCUAGCCCCUGCUGUUCCUUAUUCAGCAUGUAGACACGUGGCAGAUGCAUGAUUCUGCUAAUUGUGUAGGUGUUUGUCUGACUGUAUAUAACCAUGUUUUCUACUUCUUGUGUCAAUUAAAGUAAAAUAAACAAUGGAUGGGAGUGA
Molecule: messenger RNA, 2540 nt
Organism: Platichthys flesus (European flounder)
Lineage: Eukaryota; Metazoa; Chordata; Actinopteri; Pleuronectiformes; Pleuronectidae
Product: cAMP-dependent protein kinase inhibitor alpha-like
Exons: 3
Coding region: 321-554 (77 amino acids)
Biological process (GO): negative regulation of cAMP-dependent protein kinase activity
Cellular component (GO): cytoplasm; nucleus
Molecular function (GO): cAMP-dependent protein kinase inhibitor activity
Source: RefSeq, a predicted model, not a curated record